CAUGUUUAGGUGAGUGAUGGAGACGAGAGAGUUGACCGUGGUAGCUGGCAGCUUCGUGGGAUUCCAGCUUCUCUUCUCCGUGGCCAGCCCGCGGCUCUCCUCCGCCAUCACACCGGGUUACCGACGACUACCUCCCAACAAGCUCAUCGAGUGGAACUCGAGGCUGGUGUCCACUGUGCACGCCUUGAUUGUGGGUUUGUUCUGUUUAUACAUCCUGUGGUUCGACGACGCCGUCAACGCCAACCCCGUCUGGGGUGACCCUAAUCUCGUCAAACUAAAUGUAGCCAUAACCUGUGGUUAUCUCCUUUAUGACCUUGUGCUGCUUGCAUGUAACUGGAGCACAAUGGGUGACAGCUUUUUUGUCUGCCACCACUUGGCGGCGCUCUACGCCUACGGAUAUGUUUUGACCCGUGGCGUUCUUCCCUAUUUUGCCAAUUUCCGUCUCAUUUCCGAGUUAUCCACGCCAUUUGUAAAUCAAAGGUGGUUCUUUGAGGCGUUGAAGUACCCCCGCUCACACCGGAUGGUGGUACUAAACGGCGUCCUCAUGGCAGUGGUGUUCUUCCUAGUUCGCAUCGCAGUCAUGCCGUCCUACUGGGCGAGCGUUUUUGCCACAUUUGGCACGCCGGAGUUUGAGCGGCUGGGCUUCGGUGCCCAGGUGGCCUGGAUCACCUCGUGCAUCGCUCUGGACAUCUUGAACACGAUCUGGAUGUACAAGAUUGCCCGUGGCUGCUACAAAGUCUUGACAGGGAGAGGAGGGCGAAAAGUUGAAGCGGAGAAAACGUUUUGUGCAGAUGAGAAGCAUGCGAACAACCACACGGACUGAUGUAGGAUGAAUAAUAAUCGGGCUCGGACAGAAGCAGGAAGGCUGGACUCUAAGGAGCUUCUGGCUGUUGCUAUAGUCUCAGCAUCCCGUCCCCUUCGAAGUCAGAGUCUUCAGAUUCUGACCCCAACUGGGGAGGAGGAGGAGAGUUCCCUAUGACUCACUCAAGCACCAGCGUUUGCAGAUUAAUACACUGCUGGGAGGAAGCUUUCUGGUUUCAGACAAGGUAGAGUACACAAGCACACUUUGAACACCAUCUGUUCCUGGCCCCCUCCAUCACGUCAUCAUCUCCUACCCCCUAGUCUGCUCUCAUGCUCAACUUCAGCCAAAGCCCAAUCUUCUCAAGUGCCUGUGGACAAAACAGGAAAGCAAUAAUACUGGAGGAGUCAGAUCAGAAAAAAAACCGAUGUGCAAAAGUUGAGCCUCUUCAGAAACAUGGUCCGCCCUGGACAACUGGAAGCUUCUUCUCAUCCCAGUGUCCGUCCAUGCAGGCGCUGGCCUUCGGAGCGAAGAACUCUCAGACCCACGCAGUGUUUGCAUCAACCUAUAGGGCUCUUAAACUCGUCGAACCUCAGAGCACGAGACAGAAAAACACCAGAAUGCCUCUCCUAGUUUUACCUGCUGUGGCCUCCUUGCAACAAGUAGCGCCUCUCGCUGUCACCAGCCACGCCCUCCGUUUUUGAUUUCAAACGCUAAGAGUUAAGGAGAGAGGACAAACCACAUUCUGACAUCCAUCUCAUGAUUGUUCUUGAUGUAUUAUGGUUUCAGGAUUAGCAGUCACAGUAAUACAAGAUCCACUGCAACCCUCUGCCUCUGAUCGAAUGUUUUUGUUCUACCUCUCCCCCUGCCUUACAAAGACUGUACGUCCCUUCAUCGGUUUACGUUUUUAUACUCUUUUAUCUGGUACUGGUCAUAAUAACACUGUCUCAGACGGACUUCAGUAAAACGGCAGCAUCACUUUCCUCGCAAUCAGUGAAUCUCCCAAAACAAAAUGUCAAACAUCUGUCAUCAGUGACACUGUGACCCUAACUGAAGGAAAAUCUACUCAAUCCAUUAUUUUUACUUUUUCUUUCCUGACGCUGUUUUCAAGUACAGUAUAGUGUGUAAUAUGUACACUAAUCCUGGUGCCCUUGGAAAAUGGCGCUGGCUCAUUGGCAGAAUGUCAGCAAUAGGAAUGCUAGCAAUAUGCCUUUUUCUUUUUCCACAAAUGUUCAGUUCACGUGAAAUUGGCUGCUCUUGGUUUUAUAACAGUAGCCUGCAUGCUUAAUUUUUCUGUAUAAACUGUAUAUCAUCAGCGUAGAGCAUGACAAGACAUACUUCUGUGAUGCCUCAGUGAAACGUCCAACGUAGAUGAAUACCAUCUAAUUAUUUAUUGCAUUAAUCCAGUGCUAAACAGGGGUUUGUCUUCCACUCCCAGAGCAUAAUCAAAGCAUGAACUUCUUGUGUUUUUUGAUUGUUUCUCCUCUCCGUGCAUGUUUAUCCAGUAUUUAAAUGUUCAGGAUCUAUGCAGGUGUUGUCUGCGUAGAACUGUUUACUCUUCUCCUACAUGUCAGGUGUCCCAGCUUGGUUUUACAAAUGCAGGGACAGUUUCUGGUCAGUGAUUUGCCGUCAGCAGACUGCUAACUGCACAGACAGAAAAACAGGAUGUUUCACAUUUGGCUUCUGCUUUACAAAUACAUCUUCACAUGUUCUGGUCGUACUGCAGGCUUACUUGCAGCACCGUGAGUAUACUUUACUGAUUUAACCUGACACACGUGACAUGUUUCAAAUCAAAUCAAAUCUUAGCUAGGUUGUCAUAAGCACAAACAAUUGGAUUUUCAUAGAAUCGGCAAGAAAUUUCUAAUGAAUUAGUUUCAUAAACAGUAGAGGCAUGAGCCAAAGAGGCCAGCUGCACAUCACACACAC
Messenger RNA from Nematolebias whitei (Rio pearlfish), 2725 nucleotides. RefSeq names its product TLC domain containing 4b (gene tlcd4b). NCBI's taxonomy places the organism in Eukaryota, Metazoa, Chordata, Actinopteri, Cyprinodontiformes, Rivulidae. Gene Ontology annotation, cellular component: endoplasmic reticulum; membrane. The record is from RefSeq and is a predicted model, not a curated record. The transcript is spliced from 6 exons. Gene Ontology annotation, biological process: lipid homeostasis. The coding region runs from base 17 to 823 and encodes 268 amino acids.